This is a messenger RNA of Linum trigynum, 2241 nucleotides long. Lineage: Eukaryota; Viridiplantae; Streptophyta; Magnoliopsida; Malpighiales; Linaceae. The record is from the annotation of a GenBank genome assembly.
UGUGGCCUUCUCCGUCAAAAAUUCAAUAACAGUAACAGAUAAUUAGCCAUAUCUUGACCCGCAACAAUAGUUAUAAUUAAUAAUUUGAAUUUUUAUAGUUGUGGCUAUAAUUCCCCGCUUCAUAAUAAUUGUGGCUAAUAUGUUGUAUUUACCCUAAAAACUAAAAACUAUCAGCUGUAUAACUUAGCAAGUACGAUGUGUAGUUUUGCAUGUAGUAUUUGGUUUUUUACUUUUCAAUGUCCUUGGUGGUGAGCUUCUUGGGUAGUAGUUGUUAUUGCAAAAUAAAAUUAUGCUUAUUUAUUUGAAAUACGAAAGGAUAUUUGUUUGCCCUAUUAAAAUUGGGAGAUAUAAUGAGUUCAAAUACAGAAUUUGGGGGAUCAAGUGAAAUAUUCUUACGAGCCGGUCAUUUGAAUGGAGUAAUUUAAUGAAGCAAUUUUAUAAAUUUGUGAUAAUUGGAUCAAAUUAAUCUAUAUGACUCACACAAAACUUAUUUGUAUACACAAAAUUCAAGUGAAAUUAUUGGAUGGAUAUGAAUAAUUUUGAACUAAUUAUUUUCUGGAAAAGUAUAAAUAUUCAGUGUAUAUAAUUUUAAUUUUCUCAUUAUAAAUUUACUAAAAUGCGGCAAUUGGUCCAAUUACCUUAGUUAUUUCCAAAUUAAUGUCCGUCUAAUCUUUUAUGGAAUGAGAAAAACCUUUGCUGCUGAAACAAGACAAAAACUAGAAAGGAAACCUUUAUUUAUUUUCCCCUCGUUUUGGGUUUCCUUUCCCUCGAUCUUGCAUAUUCAUUCAUUCACCAGUGGCUGAAGCUAUUGGAGCAUCUGAGUUGGGAGGAGCGUUGGUCCUCUCGCUCUCUUGUAUUUUGAGUUUCUCUUUUAAUAUCGAUUUUUGCCUGCCUUAAACAUUUCUUCUUGCUCCUCUCGUGAAACCAAGCCGAGCUCCCUCACUUCAUCCCCGCCAGCCCUUCUCUCUUCUCUCUCUCUCUCUCUCUCUCUCUCACUCUCAUUCCCUUUCGUCGGUUCCAAAGAAGAGAUGGGAGAGCAGCAGAAGCAGGCUCAACCCCUUGGUGUCUGGCACACCAUCAAGCCGUUCGCCAAUGGCGGUGCCUCUGGUAUGCUCGCCACCUGCGUCAUUCAGCCCAUCGAUAUGAUCAAGGUGAGGAUCCAAUUGGGUCAGGGAUCAGCAUCCUCUGUUGCCUCGACCAUGCUGAAGGAGGAAGGUGUUAGGGCCUUUUACAAGGGUCUGUCUGCUGGACUACUGAGGCAAGCCACCUACACAACUGCUCGACUUGGAUCAUUCAGGAUGUUGACCAACAAGGCAAUCGAGGCGAAUGAGGGGAAGCCUCUGCCUCUGUAUCAGAAGGCAUUGUGUGGAUUAACUGCUGGUGCUAUUGGAGCAUGUUUUGGAAGCCCUGCAGAUUUAGCACUCAUCCGUAUGCAGGCAGAUGCCACCUUACCUGCUGCUCAGCGCCGGCAUUACACCAAUGCCUUCCAUGCACUUUCACGUAUUGUGGCAGAUGAGGGUGUUUUGGCUCUUUGGAAGGGUGCAGGACCUACCGUUGUCAGGGCAAUGGCUUUGAACAUGGGAAUGCUUGCUUCAUAUGAUCAAAGUCUUGAGCUCUUCAGAGAUAACCUUGGUUUUGGUGAAAUCCCUACGGUUGUUGGUGCUAGUGCCAUUUCUGGGUUCUUCGCUUCAGCUUGCAGUCUUCCGUUUGACUAUGUGAAAACACAGAUUCAGAAGAUGCAGCCUGAUGCUGAGGGAAAGUAUCCAUACACUGGUUCCCUCGACUGUGCUAUGAAGACUCUCAAGGCCGGCGGACCACUGAAAUUCUACACUGGAUUCCCUGUUUACUGUGUUAGGAUUGCUCCACAUGUCAUGAUGACUUGGAUAUUCCUGAACCAGAUCCAGAAGGCAGAGAAGAAAAUUGGAUUAUAGAUGUGAUGGAAAGAGAGAUAGGGAGUGAAAUUAAUAAAAUAACACACUAAAUACCUUUGGAUGAUAUGGUGCAUUGGUUUGUAGACGUUGGUUGGGGGUUUAGUUUCGGCUGAGUUAAUUUGUGCCUUGCAAGCCAAGGGAGCCAUUGUUUUGGUACACACAAUAUUUACCGUUGCACUGAUGUAGGAUGUUCUUUGUAUCUGUAGCCUUCCUUUAUUUUGGCCUUUUAGAUUGAUCCAUUUUCGCCUUUCAGAUUCUAAGAGAGUUCUUGGUCUCUGAAAAUAUGUUGGAAGAAAAUAAAUUUUGCACU